CGCUUGUUUUGUAUUAUAUAUUCUUAAUAGCCCCGUUUACUAAAUUAAUUAAUUUAAUAAAUUAAUUAAUGUCUUCUUCUUCAUCAGCAUCAUCUGAAAAUGGCAAUGGCGCCAAUGGCGGUAGGGGUGGUAAUGAAUAUGAAGGGCCACCAAGGAUUCGUCCACGUGCCAUUAACGAGGUGUGGCCCGAGCCUUUUCUUGAAGCUCUUGCUGCCCAGGUCGCCAUUGAUGCUUCUCGCUUUGUUGGUCGCCUUGCUGCAGCUCAAGCUCUUGCCAAUGUCUUUCAGGUUUGUUCCACGUGGCGAGCUGUCUCGCGCUCCGACCUUUUGUGGCACCGUUUAACUCGUAGAAUAUGGAACCGCACCACCCUCAUUCAAGACACGUGGCGUGAGGAGUACAUCUAUCGCCAUCGAACGGCUAGAAACUUCCGCACCCGGACAUCAUCUCAUUUCACUCUUCAAUUCGAUCCUGCUGAUUUUGACGACCCGAACGAUCCCGACGCACUUAUCUGCCGCUGUCUUGCACUCUCCGACAACUAUCUAGCUUGUGGCUUCGCUGAUGGUGCUAUCCGCCUCUACGACCUCCAGACGCGCCUUCACACGCGAACUUUCCGCCCGCAGCACCGAGACCACAUGGGCCGAUUCUCACGCGCUGUAUCAGGCAUCAUUAUCUCCAACAGGCGCUUAGUAUUCGCUUCGUUGAACGGCGACAUCCACUUGGCAAUGCUAAACGGUAACGCCUUUCCACGUAGGGUCCACUAUGGUGACAUGCUCACUGAUGGAGUGUUAAUAGACUUCGCGGGUCGUGGGCAAUGGUGGGUGGGCCUUUACGUUGGAGUUCCGGGCCGGGCUUUUCAUAUAUGGAAUGGAACCACUGAAGAGCUGACUUUUGUAGGGGGAUUAUUAACCGACCCGGAUUCAGUAACGGGUUGGCACAUGCUAAAUGAUAUAACCGAGUUACUAGGACGAGUGAGAGUAACGAGUGAAGCGACAGCGAUAGCUUGCACAAGAUUGAGCGUGAUGUCAUUUGAUCUAAGGAACCAAGGGGUAAUAUUAGGGGAGGAUGACAGAGGAGGGUUUAUGGUGAGCUGUUUUGACGUGUACAACUCGGCUUAUGUUAGCGUAGAUAGCAGCGGGGUGGCUAGAGUGCACAGGGCAGAUAACAUAGGGGGGGAAGAGAUAUGUAGUUUCAAUGUGAGGGUACAAAGAGGAAUGAUGGGGUGUAUGAACGGUGGGUAUGCGCUAAUGUGCGCAGGGGGAGUGGUGAGGAUAUGGGAAAUAGAGCAGAGAGGGGAGUUAUUGUAUAGCUUCAGAGAGAGAAUCGGAGAGGUAAAUGCAAUGGCAGCAGAUGAGAGACACGUGGCAGCAGCAUCGAGUGAAGGGACUAUAAUACAUGUAUGGGAUUUUGGAGCAUAGUGUAGUAGCAGUAUAGGAGGAGUAGGACUUUGACUCUUGAAAGAACGAACCAAAGAAAAGAAAGAAAAGAAGAAGACUUUAUAGUAAUAACUGACCCUCUUUUUGUGGCUUGUUCGUUCCUGUUUUUGUUUUUUAGUGAGUUUGACAUGUGGAAAAGACAAAACAGUAAGAGAUGAGAUGUGGAUUGGAUAUGGAUGGGCGUAGGCUAACGCUAUUUUGGGGAACUGUGUUUUUCUUUUUUUCUUUUAAUUUCUUUUCUGAGAUGAAGAUGAAGAAAGGUGGAGGGGGGCUGUUUUGGUCAUUCUUUUCAUUGUCUUCUCUCUAGGUAUCUUUUAGUGUAUUUAAUUUGGGUACUUCUAAUUAAAAUGUAUUUGGAGGUGUUAAUUCCAUUGUACUAUCUUUUUAAUUCAACUGUAAUUUUUGUGA
Messenger RNA from Ricinus communis (castor bean), 1841 nucleotides. Its product is annotated as transcriptional regulator STERILE APETALA. Gene Ontology annotation, molecular function: protein binding. The coding region runs from base 69 to 1415 and encodes 448 amino acids. The transcript is spliced from 2 exons. Lineage: Eukaryota; Viridiplantae; Streptophyta; Magnoliopsida; Malpighiales; Euphorbiaceae. Gene Ontology annotation, cellular component: preribosome, large subunit precursor. The record is from RefSeq and is a predicted model, not a curated record.